Molecule: messenger RNA, 420 nt
Organism: Trametes versicolor FP-101664 SS1
Lineage: Eukaryota; Fungi; Basidiomycota; Agaricomycetes; Polyporales; Polyporaceae
Exons: 6
Coding region: 1-420 (139 amino acids)
Biological process (GO): intracellular calcium ion homeostasis; calcium ion transmembrane transport
Cellular component (GO): fungal-type vacuole membrane
Molecular function (GO): calcium:proton antiporter activity
Source: RefSeq, a predicted model, not a curated record
AUGGCUUUGAAAGCUUCCUGGCUGAACAUUUUCAUCAUCGUGAUCCCUUUUGCUUGGGCCUCACAUUGGCUGGUCGACGUCUGGGGCCACGAGGUUACGUUCUUGCUAUGCUUCAUCGCCAUUAUCCCACUGCAGAACAUCUUCGACAUAUGCGGAGACUUUGUAGCUAGGCGCAAGGAUCGAGAAUUCGGUGACUUUCUUGCUAUCACGUUGAAGAACUUGGUGGAGGCGACUUUGGCAGCGAUCCUGCUGAAGAACUGCCACUUGCGACUUCUGCAGUCGACGAUUGCAGGCGUCGUCAUCCUGCACCUGUUACUCGUUCCUGGCACAGCGUUCUUUGUCCGCGGGAGCCAGGUUUUCCAGCAGAUCCUACACCCACACCACGCGUCUCUCAACCCAUCGCUCCUGAUGACUGGGUGA